UGUGAGAUGCUGCCCUUCGAGCACAUGGUGCCCUUCAGCCUGGUUUCUGUUGUGAGACUCAUUCGGUGUUUGGAUCUUGUUCUGAAUUCUCUGAGGUUUUGGUCAUGAAAUCUUCUCGUGAUUGUUGAUAAGGAAACAUGUACGCCUACAUCCUGGAGAGCUUUCUUGACUUUUAUAUAUAUACAUUUAUAUAUCCUACUUAUCUGUAAUUGUAAACAGUAUAUUACAACAUAUUUCCCUUACUCACACACCCCUAAAGUGGACCGUACCAUUUCUUAACCUUGAUGUUAGUUGAAUGUCUUGUCUGUCUGCCUCACUCCAGCAGUGGCUCUUGCCCUCAAAUCUCUGCUCCUUGUUGUGCAGACACUGUGGGCUUACACUUUCUUACCUUCUGAGUUUCUGAAUUAGAUUCUGUCAAGUAUCUAUGGAUGAACGCUAAUUCGUUAGCUAGUUUCUAAUUUUUGCCUUAAGUUACAGUUUAGCUAACAAAUGUUAGCUAGAUGAUAGCGUGCCUUUCAUUUCUAGUGCUGACUUGUCAUUUAAUUAUCAAUAUAAAAUGUCAUAUAUUAUCUAAUUUUAACAAACACUGGUGCUCAGUCAGUGAGACAAUGGAUGAUUAGUUGUAGUACAUAUUUUGACAUGCACAUAUUGAUUAUUGUUUCAUUUUAAUAGUCUUUUGUAUGGUUGUGGUGGUGUAGUUAGUCUUUUCCCUUUUUGGCUGGACCACAACGGCAGGGGCCAGCCCUAUAAUGACAAAUGUCACUGACUGACUGACUGAGUGAGUGAUCAUAUUUCCACCAUUGGCCAAAUGCCACAUGAGCGGAAAUAUUGUACUUUCUACUCCACUACAUUUAUUUGAGAGCUUUAGUUAAACAAGUAAGAAACUGUAAGGACUGUAACACUGUAACACUUUCUUGUGUCUGCAUUCACCACUUUUAUCCAGGCUGAAAUAUCUCUAAUAACGAUUGGAUGGAUUGAUCUGAUGAUGGAGCUAGAAUUUUUUUCUUUUCUUUUCUUUUUAACCUAUGAUUUUGGGAUAUUAAUAAAAUUGACUUGACUUGUGUGACACACCAUAGGAGGAUGAACAUGGUAAACAUUACCUACACUAACAUUGGCAUGUUGGCAUUUUUACUGAGCAUGUUGGCAGGCUAACAUUAGCAUUUAGCUCAAAGAUUUUCAAAUGUUUUGUGAAAAAAACUAAAAUUGUAUGAGGCUUCAUCAUACCUGAGUCCAUACUGUACGUACCCACUGUAGGUCUAUAGGCUAAUAUGUAGCCAUGUUUUCAUAUGACUUAAGAACAUAGGAUAAUUAAAUCAUAUAUCAUAGUAUUUUAAUGUUUAGUAUAAAGAUAUAUAUUUCACAACAUAUUCAAAUAAUACAUAGCAAUACAUACAGUAGUAUAUUAAAAAACAAGCCUACCAUGACCUAGGCCUGUUGUUUAUAAUGUGUGAAAAAAAAAAUUCCACAUAUGAUGUGAACAUAUGGGUUCUGUAUUCUAUUAGUUAUGCUAUGAGCUAUAUGUUCAUAGGACACAAGUGACUACAGACAAGGGGAGAAAAUAGAUGGGUUUAAAUGUGUGUGGAGCCAGGUUUUUUUGUUUGUUUACAGACUGACACUUUACGCCCCUGCAGCCCUGAGGGUGUCCUGUCUCUCUGCGUCUCUCUGCCUCCAUCAGGACGCAGAGCUCCGCCUCGGAUGCUGCUGCUGCUGCUAUUCAUCUGAUUACCGCGAUACAAGAGCUGCGUCUCCUUAAAGCGACACUGGGGCUUAAUUAAUUAGACCACCGGAGAGAGAGGAGGAGAGAGAUGCCGAGGAUGCAGAUGAAGAGUGGGAACAGCAUCCGGCAGCCGCCUCUGUCUACUCCGCCUCGUUUCACCGGCUUGCGGUUAUGAAACCGGCUGCAAUCUGAUCCUGCAUGCCUGCAGAAAAACCUCCAAGAUCCCCCCACCCUCUUCCGUCCUCCGCUCUCCAUCCCCGGAUACAUGGACUGUCCAUGCGUCACACUCGUUCUUCCUGCGUCUUUUCUUCCGCCGCCGCGUCGUUACCUCCUUGCCUCACGUUCAGGUUGUUAAAUUCUGCUACAAACCGCGACCUCCUGCUCUUCACUCUUGCUCCACACGUGGACUCUGUAGCCUUCAUGAACUCUGUGGAAAGCGUCAGUAAAUCAGCGGUUGACGCGUCCUUUUUCGCCUUUCCGGCCUUUUGCAUUUCUGCCGCCGAUGCGUUACCGCUGCCGCGCAACCUCCCAUUCAGUCGAUGAAACUCGCCAUAAGAUAACGCUGCACCCGCGCGACACCGCAUCUACGUUUCCUCUAUACAUGGACUCUGCGUGAAGCACGCGUCGUCUCUGCGUCUCCGCCCUCGCUUUGCCGCUGAUGCGGUGCGCCUGGGUGUUCGCUGUCUCCUCGUCCUGGCCGGUCAGUGAUCCUCUGGUCCGGGGGGGCUGCUUCCCGCAGAGAGGCAUUAUGGUGCGGAUCGCCAGUGCGCUGGGGCUUGUCAUGUUCAGCGUGGCGCUGCUCAUCCUGUCGCUCAUCAGCUACGUGUCCAUCAAAAAGGACUUCCUGCUCAGCACCCCCAGAUACGGACCUAAUGGAGGACCCAGGAUGUACAUGUUUCACGCGGGGUUUCGCGAGAGGCCGCCUCGCAAACCAGACCUGAGCUCCCAGCUGGCGAUGAAAUAUUUGGAUCCAGCUUUCACCCCUCUGACCAAUGCUCUCAGCGAGGACCUGCAGAACUCCUCUAAGUGGAGGUACAACAGCACUGCUUUUAUGCAGCAGAGGAACGAAAUCUCUCAGUACAUCGACAUCCCGCACAACUUCACACUGACACGAGGCUCAGUCCGAAACGGACAGCUAAUGCAUUACGACUACUCCAGCCACAAGUACGUCUUCUCCAUCGGCGAGAACUUCCGCUCGCUCCUGCCUGAGGCGUCGCCGAUUCUUAACAAACAUUACAAUGUCUGCGCUGUGGUCGGCAACAGCGGCAUCCUCACCGGCUCGCGCUGCGGACCCCAGAUCGAGAAGUUCGACUUCGUCUUCCGCUGCAACUUUGCACCGACCGAGAUCUUCAAGAAGGACGUUGGGCGACGGACCAACAUGACAACCUUUAACCCUAGUAUCCUGGAGAAAUACUACAACAAUUUACUGACUGUACAGGACAGGAACAACUUCUUUCUGAGCCUGAAGAAGCUGGACGGUGCCAUCCUGUGGAUCCCGGCGUUUUUCUUCCACACAUCGGCCACGGUGACGAGAACACUGGUCGACUUCUUCGUGGAGCAUCGAGGUCAGCUGAAGGUCCAGCUGGCCUGGCCUGGAAACAUCAUGCAAUACAUCAACAACUACUGGAAAACCAAGCAGCUGUCGCCAAAGCGCCUGAGCACCGGCAUCCUGAUGUACACGCUGGCGUCGUCCAUGUGUGACCAGAUCCACCUGUAUGGCUUCUGGCCCUUCGGCUGGGACCCCAACACGGGUAAGGAGCUGCCGUACCAUUACUACGACAAGAAGGGCACCAAGUUCACCACCAAAUGGCAGGAGUCCCAUCAGCUGCCCGCAGAGUUCAGACUCCUCUACAAGAUGCAUAUGGAGGGACUGCUGAAGCUCUCCCUGUCCCACUGCGCUUAGGGCUAAAACUGCAGCAGUUCCUUUGAACUCCUCUCCGAUGCUUCCACGGGCCAGAGUUGUCAAAGUGACAAGACGGAAAAGGACGAGAUUCAAGUGAUUUUGUCAGAAGCAAAAUCUUGGCUCUACGCCUGAGUUGGUGCAAUGGGUCCUUAAACUGUGUUCAGCCUAAAGCCCAUAAUCCUGCACUCAAGAUGAAAAAAGGUGCAUUUAUUUUUUACUGCUCUAGAACCUAAAGUCGAGCAGGAUUUCAGUUGUUUUGUUUUGUUUUUUUGUGGAAAAGCCUGCUGCAGCUGAACUUCCAGGCGGCGUUGCUCUUCAGCAGAAUAUCACAGGCUCGUAUUACUUAAUGGUGUUUUUAUCACUCAUCACUCUUGGCACCACAGCUGCGAAUCAGCAGAUUGACCAUUUAAAACCAAGGCUGGGACCAACAUUAGCACUGCAUUAAAAAAAUAAAUAAAUAAAUAAAAAAGGCAGAUCCUUCUGAUCGAUUCAAAUGAAACCGCCAUCAUUCUGCCUCACCAUGUUGUUAAGCAUUGAGGGCUCCGUCCUGCUGGGGGUCAAUGACAUGAGCACAGUGUACAAGUUAUCACAAUGGGCAAAGAAGGCAAAAAUAUCAGUUCUUUUCUUCGUGUUGGGACAUUGUUAGGACGUUCCCACCGCUGCGUAUCUGUUGGGUCGGGCCUUUAUUGAGCUGAUGUAAUGUAGUCUGAUCCUGGUACUAGUCGUGUUGUUCUGUAGUCUGAAAACAACAGUGAUACUGGCCUCUGGACUUUGAUGUCAGUGCAGGACAGCUAACACGUGGUACCAGUGUGUCAUCUUCACUUGGACCCGACAUUCGGACCCACCAGGAACAAUCUUGCACUUACACUUUUUUGUUUUAUAAAUAAUUCUUUAGCAGCUGAGGUGAACAGGACAGUAUCAGUGUUUCCAGCCGGCAACAACAAGGGAGGCCACACACAGAUAUAUCAUUCAGAAUUCAUUUAUUCAACUCAAAUUUACCAAAAUGAUAGCUAAAUGGUGUGGUGUGAAAGUAAGAGAGAUAUCAUUGUCUGAAGUGUAUGGAUGAGUGAGGAUGAGUGUGAUGCAUGUUGGACACAGACAGGAAGGCUGUAGGAGGAUGCAGCAGGCCAGGCUGAGAGAGAAAGCCUGAGGAGGGCUGUUCCUUCCCUUAUGUCUUCUGGAAGCCCCGCCCACCUGGGCAGGUAGAGCAGACCACCCUCCCACCUCCACCUACCAUCCGACUCCCAGCAUCUGCAGAAGUAGCACAACAAACCACGCUGGCAGGCAGAGGGGCAGGGGUUGUCACACCGGUGGUACACUUUAAAUCAAGUACAUUUAAAAUGUAGGCAGUUGGCGGACGCUCUUAUAUAAGAACAUACAUAAAUGUAAAAUUUAAAUAAGAUAACCAUAGAUUAGCCAGGUGCACAGUAAUGUAGUCACUUUGUUACCCAGAUUUCAGUACAUUUAUUUGCGAAGCUGCAUUCACUGAAUUUUGGGGGACUUCAGAACAAGUUGAAAAAGCAACACUGACAUAUCACCUGACAAAGUUGUUUCAGCUAACAUGCAAACAAGCUGCCUAUUAACACAUCCAGCAGACACAGAGCAACAUUAUUAUCAUUUGAGUUGUGUUUGUAUCCACCGGAUGAAUCUAAGUCCAAAAUACAAUCUUUUUAGCUCUGGUUUGGUCUCCACCAGCUCCCAAGAAAAAUAUCUGGCUUCUACAGCACUGCUUAAGAAUGAAUUAAAGUAUAAACUCUUAGAGCUACGGCUGUUUAACACCUUUAGCUGUUUGCUGUGGCCCCUGUUACUGUUACAAGACUUAAACCGUAAACAGCUUAGACUGAAUACCGAGUCAGGCUGUGUGUCCACAACACAUCUGUAACAGCCACAGAAGCACAGAGGUUGACGCUGAAAACAAGGUAUAAAGGUAGAGCUGUCUUCUGACCUGGUUAAAUGCAGCUGUACAUACGGUGGCGUUACCACGACAGCGAAUCUGAGGAGUUGAGUAAGACAGUUGAGGCACCAGGAAUGAACGCAUCAACAGCAAGUCUACAAUAUAGUUUAGAAUUAGGCUUUGUGAAUUGUACAGAAGCUGAGAAAGGCCAUACUCGCAAAUGUAAUAACAGAGAUAAUGGCAUUAUCUUUAUCUAGAAUAAUUAUCCUGUUAUCUCGAGAUAACGAGAUAAGAUAUAGAUAAGGAGAUAAUUAUAAGGAGAUUACUGUCUCUUCAGCUCGAGAUAAUGGUGUUAUCUCAAGAUGAAAUAAUUAUUCCGUUAUCUCGAGAUCAUGAAAUAAUUAUCCUGUGAUCUCGAGAUAACGGAAUAAUUAUCUCCUUAUCUUUAGGUAACGGGAUAUAAAGGUUUUUUGCGAGUAUGGCCUUUCUUGGCUUCCAUAGAAUUGUGUUCAAAAAAACAUAUGAGGAAGGUUCACUUUGUAAUUUCUUCCCCUAUAUUUUUGUGUGUUUUAAAGAAACAUCAGGAUUAAAGUAGAUUCAUAGUCCCGCAGCAUGAAUCGCCACUUUAGCCAGGUGGCUCCAUUCAUACCCAGGUAUUCUGUAGCUUUGCUGCUGCUGCUGGAGGGUGUCAAUGAGGGCUUAGAUUUUGAUCUGAACACUGGGAGGCAGGUGCAUUUGAUCCAUUAGCAAUGAUAGUAAAUAAAGAUAUGUAGUGGACACAAAUCCUUCAAUUUGUCUCUCACCUGUAGACUCAGGCAGUAAAUUAUAAUCCUGAUUGGUUUAUUGUUUUGGAUAUUUGGAUCAAUAUUACUUUCUUGGUGUCACAUUUCAUAUUAGCAUGUCAAUUUUAUAAGAAAUAGAUUGUUAGAGUUAAUGAGAAGAAUGUAAACCAGUAUUAGUUUUUAAAUUAUUUUGUAAAUCCUUAAAUUGAAUAAAUGAGUGACUACAAGGGCCACAGAUGAAGAGCACAGAUAAGCUCUCGCACUGAAGCUCAGUGACGUCCCUCACUUGUAAGUCGCUUUUGAUAAAAGCGUCUGCCAAAUGAAUAAAUGUAAAUGAUUGUUGCUGCUGGAUCGUGACUCUACAAGGACACAGUGAGAGGAGACAAACUCCAGUCACCUGCACAAAAGUUGGAUACGUUACACCCCCCCCUUCCAUCAACCGAUCCUUGACACCCUUACUUUCCACCACACUACUUCCUGUAUUGGCACUGAACGCUGGCGUUGGGUGGAAACAAAGCUUUGCUAAUUUUUUUCAUUAUGAACAGAAAACGUAGAGAUACUGAGCUGGAAUUUAAAACCCACAGGAUGCUACAAAGUGGGAGUCUACAUCUAAUGAUGAAAGACUACCUGUACUUCCCUCUUUGCUGGCUCAUUCAUGUGAUGAUGUGAUCAUUUCCAAUGUGUCCGACAUGAAGUAAGAGGAAUAAUUAGAAGAAGAAAGCAACGUUAACCAUGAAUUCCACAUUGUACAUAUUAGGUGAAAACCAUAUUUUUUAACAUAAUUACAGGUUUUCUUUCAUUUGAAUGGCAAAAAUCCAAUUUAGUGACAAAGAUUUUGGCCCUCUUGGCAUCCCAUAGUGGUGUGCAUUUGUAUACUCAGGUUUUUGUGAAUGGGUGCAGUUGUACAAAGUACAUAUAUUGUUGCUUCUGUGUGUGUUUUGUGGUAUGCUAAUAUUUUGCAGAUCCAUCUAGUACUUGCCAUUGGUAAUUAAUUAAUGAUUCUGAUUAAAAAAACUCAGUAAUAUUUGGUUUCCGUUGGUUUUAACCUUGGACUUGAUCCAUAUUUCCCUCAUAUUCUGAAAUAUCCAGAUUGUUCCACACACUGUAAUCAGCAAUUUGCAUUUCUUGCAGAACCACAAAUAUACAGUAUAAACUUAACAGAGGCAGGUGGCCUGGUCAUCAAGAGGGUUCUUCAACAAGGGUACAAAAGUACUGCGAGUAAGAAUAAGAAUAAGAAUUAACAAUACUAAUCAUAAUAAUCAAUCAUAGGGGUCACGGAUCAGGUGCAUGAUCCCUGAAUCAGGUAGAGACUGAUUUUGUUGUUUAACAGGAACAGGAGGGCUUUUGUCCAACUACCCCCCCCCCCCCCCCCCCCCCCCUUUACACCACCCAGCCUUUAUAGAAAAGCAAAGGGGCAUAUUCCACAUGUGAAACAGCAUUUUACAUGCACAUACAGGCACAUGUGGUCUCCAGGCAUAUCAAAUAUGAAUGAUCAAAUUCAACAUGCUUUUUUUUUUUUUUGCAAGGCAGUGACUCCUUUUUUUCUCCAUGCGUUUUCAUAUUUGCUGCAGUGUGUCAUUGAGACGACAGAGACGAGAGAAACUGGAACUAUUUUUGUAAUCUGCAGCAGAAUCUCAGCUGCUGUUUUUGCCUCUAAUUUGUUUGUUUAUUUUUUUAGUUUCCUACUGUUUCGUUUCCAAAAUGAGAUGUCUGUGACUUGAAAUGUGAUAUUUUCAGGACUUUGACGAAACGAUUGUUGGCAUGAUGGUUAAAUUCACCAUUUAAACAGAAUAGUGAUGAUGUUAUUUUCUGACCUGAGCACAUUACAAACUCGUUAAAGUUAAUAAGAUGCAUUUUUUUUUCUUUGUUUUUCACCUUCUUUUUUUUUUAAUAUACAAUCUCAGUAAGCAUCAGGUGAUGUUUUUCAAGAAUGUAUUUUUUGCAUCUUGAAUGAAACUCAUAUUAAUGACGCUGGUUAGAUCCAUAUCAAUAUGUCUUUAGAGUUCACUCUAUGAAAAUAAUAUGUACUAAAAACCACAUUUAGAUAUCAUCCACAAUAAGCUGUACAUUAACAAAUAUCUUUUAGUCAUCCGAUACUUGAAAUAAAAUAUAUCUACUCUGUAUUUAUUUCAUCAUUGAGUCAUUAAAAUGAAUGAAAUAAUCAAUUU
Messenger RNA from Seriola aureovittata, 8464 nucleotides. It is a transcript of the gene st8sia3, whose product is annotated as ST8 alpha-N-acetyl-neuraminide alpha-2,8-sialyltransferase 3. Gene Ontology annotation, biological process: oligosaccharide metabolic process; N-glycan processing. The record is from RefSeq and is a predicted model, not a curated record. Gene Ontology annotation, molecular function: alpha-N-acetylneuraminate alpha-2,8-sialyltransferase activity. The transcript has 5 exons. The coding region runs from base 2376 to 3620 and encodes 414 amino acids. Lineage: Eukaryota; Metazoa; Chordata; Actinopteri; Carangiformes; Carangidae.